UCCCAAGCCUUUGCGAUGGCAUUUCGAUGUAGAAACACUUGGGGCGCCGUAUUUUGGCGAAUUACGAAAAAUCAUAAUUGUCGGGCGUACUCGAGUGAUAUAGCGGUUGCCCAACAAAAGCAGCGCGUGCCCGAGGGUCCCGAUCUGCAGUAUUUCCUAAAUCAGUCACUGUUUCCUCCGAAAGAUAGUGUAUCUGCAGCAGGAAGCACAAAACUAAAUCGGAAAUGCGCAAAGGCACCAAAAGUGCUGUUUGAAAUCCAUGGAUGCCAGAUGAACCACAGCGAUGGUGAAGUCGCAUGGUCUGUUCUGCAGUCCGCUGGUUAUGAGCGUGUUGUCAGGCUGAGAGAGGCGGACGUUAUUUUAAUCUUAACAUGCGCAAUUCGGGAGGGUGCCGAGCAGAAGAUUUGGGAACGACUGGAAGAUCUGAGCGAGAUCAAAAAGCGCCGCUCUCGUGGAUCGCCUUUGCAAAUCGGACUGUUGGGAUGCAUGGCCGAAAGAUUGAAGGAAAACAUUUUGGAAAAACAGAAACUUGUGGAUCUGAUUGUGGGUCCCGAUGCGUACAGAGAUCUGCCGAAGCUUUUGGACACUGCCGCAUCUGGGCAAACUGCUGUGAAUGUUAUCUUGUCUAAAGAGGAAACUUAUGCCGAUAUUUUGCCGGUGCAGUUAACUGAUUCGCCUGUUACGGCAUUUGUGUCUAUACAGCGCGGCUGUGACAAUUUUUGCAGUUUCUGUAUAGUUCCAUUCGUGCGCGGAAGAGAGCGCAGUCGCCCGGUUAAAACUGUGAAAACUGAAAUUCGAGAGUUGGUCUCGAAGGGUGUGAAGGAGGUCACCCUUCUGGGCCAAAAUGUUAACAGUUAUCGCGAUAUUUCUGAAGAAAACCUUUUUUCGGAAAAAUUAACGUCUUAUCCAUCCGGAUUUUCUUCGCUGUACAAACCGCGGAUCGGUGGUCGACGAUUCGCGGAACUUCUUGAUGAUAUUUCCGGCUCAUUCCCGGAACUUAGGAUACGGUUCCAAGCAGCCCACCCAAAGGAUUUUCCAGAUGAAUUACUUAUGCUUAUGCGGGAGAGACCAAAUAUCUGUAAGCAACUGCAUCUGCCAGCACAAAGCGGAAGUACUGAGGUUCUGAAUAGAAUGCGGAGAGGCUACUCCAGGGAAGCCUACCUCGGACUGGUGGAACGAAUUCGACAUCUUUUACCGGAUGUAUCUCUGACCAGCGACAUGAUUGCAGGAUUUUGCGAAGAAAGCGAAGAAGAUCACAACGACACCCUGGAUUUGAUUCGAACCGCACGCUACAACUUUGUAUACGCCUUCCCGUACAGCGCUCGAGAGAAAACUACAGCGCAUCGGAGAUAUGCAGAUAACGUGCCUCCGGAAACUAAGAACCGGCGAUUUCAGGAAAUCGUGAAAGUAUUCCGGGAAGAAGCACUGAAGGUCAAUUCGUCUAAAAUUGGAUCUGUUCAGCUAGUGCUUGUUGAAGGAGAGAGCAAACGAUCGCCGGACUUUCUUCAGGGAAGAUCUGACUGCGGUGUUAAAGUGAUAUUUCCCAAAGAAAAAGUUAACGUUAAAUCAGCAGAUGCGAUGCCCUUUGUAGAUAUUCAGCUUGGGGAUUACGUUGCAGUUGAGAUUCAGUCAGCCAAUUCGCAAACUCUGCAUGGACUGGCGUUGCAUCGUUCUAGUCUUUCAGAAUUUUAUUCUGAACUUUCUACCAGAAAUGACAUUGUAGCCGGUGUGUUGUAGCAUUUGGCGAAACUGUCCUUAUAAAAAUAGGGUGAAUGACAGGCCAAGAAAGGUCACGAAAGGAACAGCAUUUAUAAAGCGAAUUUAUAUAAAAGUCCAGUGCGAGUGUCCUAAUGCCAAUAAAGAUCUUUGGUUGAUUGGGAUUUUCCUGGAAAGGCUGCAUCAUAAU
This is a messenger RNA of Paramacrobiotus metropolitanus, 1906 nucleotides long. RefSeq names its product mitochondrial tRNA methylthiotransferase CDK5RAP1-like. Gene Ontology annotation, biological process: negative regulation of cyclin-dependent protein serine/threonine kinase activity; tRNA modification. Gene Ontology annotation, molecular function: 4 iron, 4 sulfur cluster binding; tRNA-2-methylthio-N(6)-dimethylallyladenosine(37) synthase activity. The coding region runs from base 16 to 1737 and encodes 573 amino acids. Gene Ontology annotation, cellular component: mitochondrion; cytosol. The transcript has 14 exons. The record is from RefSeq and is a predicted model, not a curated record. Lineage: Eukaryota; Metazoa; Tardigrada; Eutardigrada; Parachela; Macrobiotidae.